AAGUCUUUUAGGGUAGUAGUCUCUAGUCUCCCUCUCUUCUCGCGCCAGUUGUGUGUGUUGUGUCAAUCAAUAACACAGUCAAGAGACGGCCGGAUUGAGGCACAGAAUAGGCGGCUUUCAAAGCGUUCAGACCUCUCUUGUGUUCGCUCUCCCUCCUCUUCUCUAUCCUCUCUUUUCACUCUCCUCUCUCUUUUUUUUUUCGUACCUCCUUUUCACUACCACCACCCCCAUACAACAAGGAGAAGAAGACACACAACUCUUUGAUAUAUUCUCUCUCUUCGGUGGUGUGCGAAAAAAAAAAGGAGUAAAUAGAAGAAAAGAGACCAAAUGGACAACAGUUAAAGAGGUUUCAACUUGAAUCGCACGCGCAGAAUAAAAAGUGAUUGACAUUCAAGUGCGUCGUGUUUGUGUUUAACUUUCUACAUCUUCUUAAAAAAAAAAAAAACAGUGCCCAGUGUGCUAUGUCGUGCUAGUGAAAAUUGCAACGACACUUCAAGUUUUUACCCCGACAAAUUGUGAAUUUUCAAUCAUCGAUAAUUGAAAAAAAAAAAAAAAAAAAUUUGAAUAAAAAAAAAAAACACGAAGGUCUCGAUUGACCAAACGCCCGUCCAAAGCGAAUAUCGAUAGCCAGAGUAGAACAAUGUUAACCAUGGAAUCGGAAAUGAAGGGACUUGGAGGUCACCCGGGUCAUCUUCAUCAGCAACACGGACUGGGUUCGCCAUCGUCGGCCGGCCAGACUUCGCUCUCUUCGCAUCAUUUGUCCGUCUCGUCCAGUCACGCUCUAUCGCCGCCCAUGACGCCCCAACAUUUGCAGCAACAACAGCAGCAGCAGCAGCAACAAAAGCAGCAACAAAAACAACAGCAUCAGCAACAGUACCAAAUGUCGGCCCACGGGCUCCAUUUGGGCUUGUCCGCCCAGCACGCGGCAGCCAUGGCCGCAGCCGCCGCCGCUGCCGCCGCUCACCAUCAGCACGCGGCCAACGCUCUGAGCUCGUCCGGCUCGUCAGCGUCUUCCCAGUCGUUGCACCACCAGCCGUCGCAAGGAUCGACGACCUCGUCGGCCGCUUCGGCCAAAAACAACAACCUGGACAGAGUUAAACGGCCCAUGAACGCUUUCAUGGUCUGGUCUCGCGGCCAGCGGCGCAAGAUGGCCCAGGAGAACCCAAAGAUGCACAACAGCGAAAUCAGCAAGCGGCUCGGAGCCGAGUGGAAAUUGCUGUCGGAAGCCGAGAAGAGGCCGUUCAUCGACGAAGCCAAACGUCUCAGGGCCGUCCACAUGAAGGAGCACCCCGACUACAAGUACCGACCCAGGCGCAAGACCAAGACUCUGCUCAAGAAGGACAAGUACCCCAUGGGUGGAGGAGGUCCGGCUGCCGGCGGACAAGGAGGUCUCAUCCAGCAGCAAUCGUCCGGUGGCGGAGGCGGACAGAGCGGACAUCAUCAAGAGCAUCAGCACGGCGGCGGCAAUCAUCAACGCGGCGGAGGGCACAACAUGAACAACAACUCGGUCGUGCUGGGCAGCCAACAGUCGGGCCUGCAGCAGAGCCAACAGGGCGGAGGUGGAGGCCUACACUCGCACCACAGCAGUCAGCGCGAAGCGGCCAUGUACCAUCACCACCACCAUCACCAGAUGGCCACCAACGGCUACAUGCCCAACGGUUACAGCAUGAUGCACGAUCCAAACUACGGACAGCAUUACAUGGCGGCAGCGGCGGCCGGCCUCUACGGGCCGCGCUACGACAUGAACCAGGGCGGCGGGGCCAGCACGGGCGGCGGAAGCGCUUCGCCCAUGUCUUCCUACAUGAACGGAGCCAACUACGGAGCCAUGUACGCCGGCGGAGGAGCCGGAUCUCCCUACUCGAUGCAAUCGUCGCAAAUGGGCAGCGGCGGACAGGCCGGAGUCGGCAGCGUCGGAUCCACCGGGUCGUCGCACAGCCCAAACAGCGUCAAAUCCGAGACGCCGACGCCUCAACAGCAACAAGUCUCCAUCAAGCGCGAAUACCAACAACAGCCGGCGGCCGUCGGCAACGCUGCUGAUCUCCGUCACAUGAUUUCCAUGUACUUGCCCGGCGAUGCCUCGUCCGUCAUGGACCCGACUUGCGGCGGUAGACUACAGCCCAUUCCGGGCCUACAGGGUCAUCCAGGGUAUCACCAUUCGGCCUCGCCCGAUCCCAUGUCGGCCGCCGCAGCCGCAGCAGCCGCCGCAGCAGCAGCAGCCGCCGCCGGGAUGACCAUGGCUCACAUGUAAA
Messenger RNA from Daphnia carinata, 2249 nucleotides. RefSeq names its product transcription factor Sox-1a-like. Gene Ontology annotation, molecular function: RNA polymerase II cis-regulatory region sequence-specific DNA binding; DNA-binding transcription factor activity, RNA polymerase II-specific. Lineage: Eukaryota; Metazoa; Arthropoda; Branchiopoda; Diplostraca; Daphniidae. The transcript has a single exon. The record is from RefSeq and is a predicted model, not a curated record. Gene Ontology annotation, biological process: regulation of DNA-templated transcription; cell differentiation; anatomical structure morphogenesis. Bases 641 to 2248 code for a protein of 535 amino acids.